Bicyclus anynana (squinting bush brown) is the source of this 924-nucleotide messenger RNA. RefSeq names its product aldo-keto reductase AKR2E4-like. The record is from RefSeq and is a predicted model, not a curated record. Lineage: Eukaryota; Metazoa; Arthropoda; Insecta; Lepidoptera; Nymphalidae. Bases 1 to 924 code for a protein of 307 amino acids. The transcript is spliced from 6 exons. Gene Ontology annotation, molecular function: oxidoreductase activity.
AUGGCAACUGGAUACCGGCUAAUGCCUUCGUAUGAUGACAGAUUUAGCAUGUGCCAAGCUACCAUUAAUGCCAUCGAAGCAGGAUACAGGCAUAUAGACACAGCGUUCAUUUAUCUAACCGAAGAUAUAGUUGGUAAGGCCAUUGCCAACGUCACGCGUCGAGGCAUCGUGAAGCGAAAAGAUUUGUACAUCAGUACCAAGCUACCAUAUUCCGUUGUUAAUAGGGCUGGGGUUGUGCCAGCUGUGAAAAAUGCUCUAAAAAGACUACAGUUAGAUUAUGUGGACUUGUGCCUUAUACAUCAACCAGUUGACAUGGUUGGAUCAAAGGAUUACGAUAACUUGGAGAUAUGGAGAGGGCUUGAAGACGCAAAGCGGUUGUGUUUGACGAGGUCGAUCGGUCUAUCGAACUUCAACAGCACGUUCAUGACCAGGAUCUUGGCUAACUCGGAUACCGUGCCUGCUGUUAAUCAACUCGAGACAAAUCCUACAUACGCGAAUCUGGAGACAGUAGCUUAUUGUCAAAGCUUAAAUAUAGUUGUAACAGGAUAUGCGCCAUUUGGUUUCUUGGUGCCGAGAACUCUAAAUGAUUUAUCGUUACCACCAACUUUCGACGAUCCAUUCUUGGUGGGGUUGGCCAGAAAAUACGCUGUGAAUGUCAGCCAGAUUGUCUUGCGGUAUCCGGUCGAACGCGGUAUUAUUCCAAUUGCUAAAUCGUCUAACAUUGAUCACAUUAAACAGAACGUAGACAUUUUUGGUUUUACCAUCGAUCCAGAAGACAUACUUAGAAUUAAUCAGUUUGACAGAAACGUAAAAGUUUAUCGCAUUGAUUAUCCAGGACUGUUUCAAUUCGUCAGAGAUAACUAUCCCUUUGUGAGGAGAUACGUCCGAAGGAAUAAUUUGCGACAGUAUAUUGAUGACCUUUGA